Molecule: messenger RNA, 1795 nt
Organism: Nematostella vectensis (starlet sea anemone)
Lineage: Eukaryota; Metazoa; Cnidaria; Anthozoa; Actiniaria; Edwardsiidae
Product: mitochondrial folate transporter/carrier
Exons: 11
Coding region: 155-1099 (314 amino acids)
Biological process (GO): nucleotide transport; folate import into mitochondrion
Cellular component (GO): mitochondrion
Molecular function (GO): folic acid transmembrane transporter activity; FAD transmembrane transporter activity
Source: RefSeq, a predicted model, not a curated record
CGUGUCAGCGGCAUACGUCGUAUCCAUCAAAUCCACAAAUGUUGCACAACGAUUUCUUGGUAUUUUGAUCUAAAAUGGGCUGAAACAAGGAGCCCAAAGUAACUCAAUCACACCAUGAUACUCUAGCAAAGGGACCGAGGGAUAUAUAUCAAGCAUGAGUGGCGGACACACGGUAGCUGAGGCUUCUGUCACGCAGAAACCAGGUCCUUUCUUACGCCAUGUUCGGUACGAGCACCUGGUUGCUGGAGUGUCCGGGGGUGUAAGUGCUACCAUGGUUCUACAUCCUCUAGAUUUGGUCAAAAUUCGGUUGCAAGUAAAUGACGGGAGUGGCAGAGGGCCGGCCUAUAAGGGACUGAUUGAUGCGACAAGAUCUAUUAUACGGACAGAUGGGUUUAAAGGUCUUUACCAGGGAGCUACACCAAACAUCGCUGGCAAUGGAACUGCCUGGGGAUUAUACUUCUUUGGGUACAACAUUUUGAAGGCUGUUAUGCAGGAUGGGAGUGACGAACCACUCGGAGCAGAGAAGCAUUUGCUGGCAGGAGUUAUUGCAGGUUGGGGUACUCUAACGGUUACUAACCCCAUCUGGGUGGUGAAGACCAGAAUGUGCCUGCAGUAUGGCGAUGGCGCAGGACAGACUAAAAAAUACACAGGGAUGAUGGAUGCUUUUAUUAAAAUCUGGAGGCAGGAAGGCCUGAGAGGACUUUACAAGGGUUAUGCUCCUGGCCUUAUAGGAGUAUCCCAUGGUGCAUUGCAGUUUAUGGCUUACGAAGAAUUGAAGAAAGCAAAUAGUGUAUACUUCAACAGACCAAUCAAGCAAAAGCAGACUUCCUUGGAGUAUCUAGUAAUGGCAUCUUUGUCGAAGAUCUUUGCGGCUAGUGCUACAUACCCCUACCAAGUUGUACGCUCGCGCCUCCAGAAUCACAACACACUUGGACAAUACAAGGGAGCGAUUGACAUUAUACAGAAAGUCUGGAGGUUUGAAGGAAUCAGGGGAUUCUAUAAAGGGAUGGUUCCUAGUGUAUUAAGAGUGACCCCCGCUUGUGCUAUCACCUUCCUAGUCUACGAAAACAUCGCGCAUUUCCUGAUGCCCAAGUCUUGAACAACCAAAUACUAUGAAAUCUGCUCUUAAUUGAUUAGGGUAGGAUUUAAUCAGAUUGUCAAUAUUCUUAGAACUCGCCUUGAUUGCUAAAACAAUUCACAUUUCGUAUCCUCUGAUCUGUCAACACGCUUCUCAGUUCUGCCUAUCGAGGUUUGAAUCUGUAACGGAAACAAAAAUUCGUAUCCUCUGAUAUGCUAACCUAUCAUUUCGUAUCAUUUCACGAUAUGUAUUUCUUAGCCUGCGCUUGAGUUCGUAGAUCAUUAACAAUCACAGUAAAUGUGCUUUCAUAUUUUUACGUAAUAUUUAAAAGAAUUUUGUAAAUCCUUCUUACUUUUUGGACAGUGUUUUGAAGGAUUAUUUUUAAUCAAUACCAUAAAAUAUGUCAGAUUAUCUCUCUAGGCGUUCCAACCCAAAAAGUUCAAUUCUUAUUGGUGCAUCAAACCAUUGUGUCUUGGCUUCCACGGUGUCUCUGGACCCUGAGAUAGGCAUUGAUCGGACUUAUUUGAGGUAGUGGCUCGCUUUUUAUUAUUAUGGAGAGUCAACUAUAAGAUAUUCGUGCACUCAUCUGAAGGAACAUUGGGUUUGUAUAUACUUAAUAUAACAUUAUAUCAAUGAUAAACUUGUAAGGUAUAUAAAAAUACAUUUCAAUGAUACUCUCAAGUAUAUUUUACAAUAAAAUAAAAAGAUAUAAAUUUU